Messenger RNA from Achroia grisella, 2688 nucleotides. RefSeq names its product B-cell CLL/lymphoma 7 protein family member A (gene BCL7-like). Lineage: Eukaryota; Metazoa; Arthropoda; Insecta; Lepidoptera; Pyralidae. The record is from RefSeq and is a predicted model, not a curated record. The transcript is spliced from 3 exons. Bases 106 to 507 code for a protein of 133 amino acids.
UUUAUCGGUGCUUGUUGAAUUUUGCAUUUUAAGUUUGAAUUAUAGGUUAAAAUUUGCCCAAUGAUAUAUGUGUAUCUUGUAAAUUAAACUUGAACUUAAUUUAAAAUGUCUCGAUCUGUACGCGCAGAGACUAGAAAUCGUGUCAAAGAUGACAUCAAAAGAGUCAUGCAAGCUGUUGAAAAAGUUCGCCAUUGGGAAAAAAAAUGGGUAACGAUCGGUGAAACUACAAUGAAAAUUUAUAAAUGGGUCCCAAUAUCCACUAAUGAACAGAAAAAGAAGCACGCAGCGAAACGGGAGAACAAGGAGAACACAUUGACGCCUAAGAAGAUGCACGAUUCUUCUAACUCCAAUUUCGGAUUGGCAGAAGACUCAAAUACAUGUUUUUCAACAGUGAGUGAUUCCCAGGGUCCAACAGAAUUCACCUCAACGCAUAUGAACUUUUCUGAAGACUCAAAUUCUCAGAGCAGUGGCACCACAACACCAGCGAAACGGUUAAAAACUGAUUGAGUCAAACAAAGGAAAAGGGAUAUAUAAGUCCUGAUAAUGAAAAGACUAAUUCAAUCUGACUAAUUAUAUUGUGACUAUUAUAUAGUGAAGUGCUGUGAAUUUGCUUGCAUUUGUGAUUUAUAUGCAUAUAUGUACAGGUACAGACAAUGGUGUGACAAUAGUGUGGCAUAGCUGUUAAAAUAAAGACCAUAGACAAACUAACUUUUAUUACCUUCAUAAUUAAAAAAAAAUCUUUAAUCAAUUUAAAAAACUACAAUGUCAUGACAGUUUAGAUGUAGGGAUGACCCUACUGAUGAAUUUGCCACAGAAUUCAGAUGGGCCAUAUGCUUGUUUGCCAAUGUCAUAGCAUAAAAAAAAACUUUGUAUACCCUUUUUUUUUAAUACAGUUGAAUAUCACACACCUAGUAUAAUAUUGUAUUAUUUAAAAAAAUACAAACUUAGGCAAAGCCACUUUAGUUUUAUCUUUAAAGUCUAAUUUUAAAUAUUCAAUAUUUUUAGUUAAUUCAUUAUUGUACUAGGUGUGUGAUAAAUUACUUUUUUGCACAGAUAUAAUAUGCUUCUACCCAUGAGAUAUUGGGAGUUUACAAAAAUGUUUAUAAAACAUAGUAAAUAUCUUGCUACAGAAUGUGUACAAUAGUAUUCUAUUUUUUAUAAGUAAUUAAUAUUAAUAUAUAUUUGCAAUAUGUAUAAGUCAUAUAAAAUUUUUAUUCUAAUUAAUUUUAUAUUUAUACAACAUACAUAGGCAUGAAGUAAAGAUUUAUUACCAUAAAAUGAUUAUUGUGCCUAUCUUAUUUUUAAAUGACAUUAAAUGAAAAACAAUACUAAGAUUGUUUACUCCUUAUCUCAGAUAAACAAACAGAAUAGAAAAUCCUAAUUAUACUCUAAUUAUAGAGAAAAUCACUGUUCAAUUUCACUCAGUACUUAGUGUCUAGAUUAGUGUACAACUGGUAUGGUAGUACCUUAAUAAAGUUUAUGAAUUGUAUUUUGUACUGAAUUGUUUACAAAAUGGAAUGUAUAUAAGUUACACAUAUAAAUUAUUUAAAAGAAUCGUCUGGAUAUAUACUGUUUUAUAUGAUGCAUAUUAGCAAAAGGUUAAUAUUAAAAAUGUUUGAAAUACUCCAUUGUCGGUGAGAUGUAACACUUCAGACGCUGCCUCAUACUUUUAUAAACUAGAAUUUUAAUAUUAUGAACUAUGGGUUUCAGGUUUUUAAAUAGCAAUUAGUACCUAUUUUAGGAAAUAUUUGCGGAAAACCAAUCUAUGGUUCAUAAAAUACUAUAAUUGCUAUCAUAGAUUAUUUCAUAAAAUACUUAUAACUUAUUAUUUUAUUUAAUUAUCUAGACUUACACCAAUCACUAAUGUUUUAAUUACAUUUUUAAUUUAAUUACAAACUGGAAUUGUAUAAAUCAAUACACUAAUUUUUAGAACAGUGAGUUCACUCCAAUAUGCCUGUGAAGAUACUACAUCUUCUAUGCUUUUAAAAUCUUGGCUGCAUAUUAUAAUAGGUUUUGCUUUACACACAUAGUUGAAAUGUUACGUUGGGUAUGGAAAUAGAAGUCCAUUUCACAUUUACAUUUUUACCAAUAUAUAAAUUGUUCUCUACAUGCAUAGUUGAAAUAUGACUAAAUAGAAGUUCAUUUUACAUUUUUAUCGCCAUGUAAAUUGUAUAAACCCAGCUCUCAUCGAUUCCAUAGUGAAUACGUAGUUAUCACAGGGUUACCAAUGCAGUUUACAAAACCCUAAUUCAUGGCCCUGUAUAGAUGGUAAUUAAAUUUUAAAAAGACCUAAUUCAGGAGGCAUUUCUUCAACGGCCUAUUAUCGUUGCUUGCGAUAUACGAAGCUGUAUCUAUGUUAUUCUAUAUCUAUGUAGUGUGAAAUGUAUGAAUUUUUAAUUUUGCAAAUGAAAUAAUUUUGUAAAUAUAAUGAAAUUGUAAUGUGACUUAAUUACUUUAUUAUUUAACUGUAAGUUUCUGUAUCAUGAAAAGGGGAACUGAAUGUUACUUCAUUCCAGCUUUUAUGAUAUUUUUCAAAUUCUCACGGGAAUGGCAGAUAAUGUGUUCAGGCAAGCUAAUACAUAAGUAACAGUUAUAUUUUGUCCCAUCGAACUUAAUUUGGGUAUGUAAUAUUAUGUUAUCUGUGAUUUGGGCUUUGUCUGGUUUCGGCGCAAUUUAGAGUUUGAUUCA